Mycetomoellerius zeteki is the source of this 1045-nucleotide messenger RNA. RefSeq lists its product as uncharacterized. The transcript is spliced from 4 exons. Lineage: Eukaryota; Metazoa; Arthropoda; Insecta; Hymenoptera; Formicidae. The record is from RefSeq and is a predicted model, not a curated record. The coding region runs from base 41 to 820 and encodes 259 amino acids.
AAAUGGAAAUAUUUGCCUACACAAAUUUCCAAAAAAUGCAAUGAUUUGUUUACGAUGGAAAGAAUUUUGCGGAUUAAGGAAAGCUGAUGAUGUAAAAGCAUUGUACAUUUGCUCCUCUCAUUUUUGUGCUGAAGAUUUCAAAUGGGACACUUCAGUAUCUGGAAAAAAGAAAUCAUUGAAUUCAGAAGCAAUUCCUUCAAUUAUUUCUCGCAAACGGCAAACAUCUGAGAAAGAAAUAGAAAUAGAGUUGACCAAAAAAAAAAGCAGAAUUGUCAAUGACAAUAAUGUAGAAUCACAAGUGUACAUAAAUCCUAUGGAAAUUUAUACAGAAGUUGUCACACUUGAGGCAGCAGAAGUUAUCAAACCACAAGAAACGCAAACAUCAACAAAUGUUCUUAUAAAUACAUGCAUAUCGAGUCCAACAAUAGAAUUAUGUUCUACACCAAAGAAACGGAAAUACAUGGAACCUCGCUACAUUUCUGAACUGAUGACACCUGAUGUAAAAACUCCUAGAAAAGCUAGAAGAAUUAUAAAAUUCGUCAAAGCUAAUGAUUUGAAAAGGCGAGAAAGAAUUCAAAAUUUACAGAGAAUGAAUAGGAAUCUUCUUAAGCGUAUUGAAAAUCUGGAAAAUUUGAUUGAACAUUUAAAAGAAAAGCUAUUAAUGUCGGAAGAUGCUGCAGAUGUUUUAUUGAACAUGCUACCAAGCAAUGUAAAAGAACUUAUAACACGGAAAGUAAAAUGCAAUGAACAUUAUUCUCCAGAAUUGCGUACAUUUGCAUUAACGUUACACUUUUACUCACCAAAAGCAUAUAGCUUGUGAGAAAAGCAUGGUCAUACCUACUGCCACAUCCUUCUACCAUUAAACAAUGGUAUCGAGUUGUGGAUGGAUCGCCAGGAUUUACGAAGGAAGCGCUAUAUGCGAUUGAAUUACGUGCGAAGGGUUCGAAACCUAUCGUAGUAAAUCUUGUUUUGGACGAAAUGUCUCUACGAGAAGAAAUAAUCUACCGUCAUGGUAGAUUUUAUGGCGGCAUAGAUUACGGAAUAU